Molecule: messenger RNA, 7495 nt
Organism: Erpetoichthys calabaricus (reedfish)
Lineage: Eukaryota; Metazoa; Chordata; Cladistia; Polypteriformes; Polypteridae
Gene: otofa
Product: otoferlin a
Exons: 47
Coding region: 275-6358 (2027 amino acids)
Biological process (GO): plasma membrane organization; synaptic vesicle priming
Cellular component (GO): presynaptic active zone membrane; synaptic vesicle membrane
Molecular function (GO): AP-2 adaptor complex binding; calcium ion binding
Source: RefSeq, a predicted model, not a curated record
UGUAGAAAACACGUGAAAGCUACCAGCCCCACUUGCAGCUGAACCACACGGAGGCUCCUUAAUAAUUUAAGUGUUCUCUGUCAGCAGAGGGGAAGAAAACAGGAUCUGAUAGUGGUUCAGGAUGGGCGGGGGAGAUGUAGCAUUGCUGAGAACAGCCAUCUAACGCUUUGUGCAUUCGUUUGGUCUCCUUCAAAGCAAGCCACUCUCCAAUUAUCAUACAUCGCUUUGACCCUCUGCUAUAGGAAAACGCUGGAGUAAUCAGUUGGGAUUGGUGAUGGCUCUAAUCGUUCACCUACGGACAGUGACAGACCUCAGGGGCAAGGGAGACCGGAUUGCUAAAGUCGCCUUUAGAGGGCUCUCAUUUUAUACAAGAGUUUUGGAAAACUGUGAGGAUGAAGCCAGAUUUAACGAGAGUUUCCGUUGGCCAAUUGCUAGUAAUGUUGAUGGAAAUGAAAUGCUGGAAAUUCAAGUAUUCAAUUAUAGCAAAGUCUUCACAAAUAGGCUCAUUGGAACUUUUCGAAUGGUAUUACAGAAAGUAGUAGAAGAAGGACAGCUGGAAGUAUCGGAUACAUUAAUAGAUGACAAUAACAGUGCCAUUCGGACAUGUGUUUCCAUAGAGAUCAAAUACCAAGCAAUGGAUGGCACAGUGGGUGCUUGGAAUGACAAUGAGUUUCUUGAUGAUUCCAAUCGGUCAGAAAAUGACGGAGCCUUCCAGUUUGAGACAGACAGCCUUUUAUCAGGUCAUAGCCAAGGAUCUGGAGUGUCUCCUGGACGAUCUCAUCAAAGUCUUCAAUCUGCAGAAAGAUCAUUUAGAAAAACAGGUAAAGGAGUGUUUUCAGCCAUGAAGCUGGGUAAGAUUCGUCCCCCUAAAGAAGAUCACAAAGGAAAAGAUGAGCCAGCAAUUCUGGAAACCGAAGACUUGGAUCGAAAAGCAAUGCGCCUGGGUGGUGGACUAGAUCCAGAUACAAUUUCCUUGGCCUCUGUCACUGCAGUCACUACCAAUGUCUCCAAUAAACGGUCGAAACCAGAUAUUAAAAUGGAACCCAGUGCUGGUAGACCAAUGGAUUAUCAAGUUAGCAUCACAAUUAUCGAAGCACGACAGCUCGUUGGUUUGAAUAUGGACCCAGUAGUUUGUGUUGAGAUUGGAGAUGAAAAGAAAUAUACAUCAAUGAAGGAGUCUACAAACUGCCCCUACUACAAUGAGUAUUUUGUUUUUGACUUCCAUGUACCUCCAGAUGUCAUGUUUGACAAAAUCAUUAAGCUUUCUGUUAUACACUCCAAGAAUUUAUUGCGCAGUGGAACAUUAGUAGGCACGUUCAAGCUAGAUGUGGGCACAGUUUACUCACAGCAAGAACACCAGUUCUACCACAAAUGGGCCAUUCUGUCAGACCCUGAUGAUAUCACCGCUGGAGUGAAAGGUUACCUGAAGUGCGACAUUGCUGUUGUUGGCAAAGGUGACAACAUUAAAACUCCACACAAAGCGAAUGAGACAGACGAAGAUGACAUAGAAGGAAAUCUUUUACUACCUGAAGGAGUUCCAUCCGAGAGGCAGUGGGCUCGCUUUUAUGUCAAAAUUUACAGAGCUGAAGGACUUCCAAAGAUGAAUACAAGUCUCAUGGCCAAUGUGAAGAAAGCUUUUAUUGGUGAAAACAAAGAUUUGGUGGACCCGUAUGUUCAAGUUCUUUUUGCAGGACAAAAGGGAAAGACAUCUGUACAGAAAAGCAGCUAUGAACCAAUAUGGAAUGAACAAAUUAUAUUUACAGAAAUGUUUCCUCCACUUUGUAAGCGAAUGAAAAUUCAGAUAAGAGAUUCAGACAAAGUGAAUGAUGUAGCCAUAGGAACACACUUUAUUGACUUGAGGAAGAUUGCCAAUGAUGGAGACAAAGGAUUUCUUCCUACACUGGGACCUGCUUGGGUAAACAUGUAUGGCUCAACCCGCAACUACACCCUAAUGGACGAACAUCAAGAUUUAAAUGAAGGACUUGGGGAAGGUGUUUCCUUUCGAGCUCGUCUUCUGAUCAGCAUUGCUGUGGAGAUCCUGGACACCACAUCCACUGAGAUUAUGAACUCUACUGAUGUGCAGACAGAAGGAAUCCAAAAUAUCUCAGAGAAUGUCACUGGGAAAAUUGAAGAGUUUUUCUUAUUUGGAGCAUUCCUUGAAGCAACCAUGAUUGAUAGGAAGAUUGGAGAUAAGCCAAUUACAUUUGAAGUGACAAUAGGUAAUUAUGGAAAUCAAAUUGAUGGUGUAAACAAGCCAGCCAUGCACAAGAAAAAGAAAGAGGGGGGUGAGAGUGAUGAAGAAGAGUCCGAACUUAUUCAGAACUCCAGCGAAGAUGAAACUGAAGAUGAUGGAGAUAUGGUUUCAGUCUCUAGUACUCCACCAAUGAAACCAGUUAUCACUGACAGGAAUUAUUUUCACUUACCCUAUUUUGAGAAGAAGCCUUGCACCUACAUUAAAAGCUGGUGGCAGGAUCAGAGGAGACGUCUCUAUAAUGCAAACAUAAUGGACAAAAUUGCAGAUAAAUUGGAAGAGGGAUUAAAUGAUGUGCAGGAGAUUAUAAAAACUGAGAAAGCAUAUCCGGAACGCAGACUCCGAGGAGUAUUAGAAGAAUUAGGUAGUGGAUGCAGUCGUUUUGUUACACUAGCAGACAAGGACCAAAAUCAGGCUGGGAGGACAAGACUUGACAGAGAGAGACUCAAAUUCUGCAUGAGAGAGCUGGAAAAUAUGAGUCAGCAGGCUAAAACUAUUCGGUCUCAGGUGAAGAAAAACACAGUUAAAGAUAAGCUAAAGCUUGUUCAAAACUUCCUUCAGAAGCUACGCUUUCUUGCUGAAGAGCCUCAGCACAGUAUUCCUGAAGUGUUUAUAUGGAUGAUAAGCAAUAACAAACGUAUUGCAUACGCCAGAAUUCCCUCCAAGGAUAUUUUGUACUCCAUAGUAGACGAAGAGAUGGGAAAGGAGUGUGGGAAAGUCAAGACAGUCUUCCUUAAGCUACCUGGUAAGAAAGGUUUUGGCCCUGCUGGUUGGACUGUGCAGGCAAAAAUGGAGAUUUACCUUUGGCUGGGUCUCAACAAGCAGCGCAAAGAUUUCUUAAGUGGUCUCCCCAAUGGCUUUGAAGAAAAUAAAGCUUUGAAAGGCCCAGGUUUGCAGUCCUUCCCACCUAUCAGCCUUACCUAUACCAUGAAACAGAUAUUCCAGUUGAGAGUUCACAUGUACCAGGCACGGAGCCUUUUUGCGGCUGACAGCAGUGGUCUCUCUGACCCUUUUGCACGGGUGUUCUUUUCUACUCAUAGCCAAUGUACUGAGGUCUUGAAUGAGACCCUGUGUCCCACUUGGGACCAGCUGUUGGUGUUUGAUCAUGUAGAGCUUUAUGGAGAAGCAAGUGAACUGAGAGAUGAUCCACCAAUUAUUGUCAUUGAAAUCUAUGAUCAGGACACUCCUUCUAAGUUUGACAAGGAUCCGGGUAAAGCUGAAUUUAUUGGCAGAACCUUUGCGAAACCCAUUACAAAGAUGUCUGAUGAGCACUAUGGACCACCUCGUUUUCCUCCCCAACUUGAAUACUACCAGAUUUAUCGGGGUAAUUGCACAGCAGGAGAUCUCUUAGCAGCUUUUGAGUUGCUCCAGAUUGGCCCAGGUGGAAAAGCUGAGCUGCCUCCAAUUGAUGUCCCAACUGAUUCAGAGAAAGGACCUAUUUUACCUGUGCCCAUGGGUGUCCGUCCUGUCUUGAGCAAAUACAGGAUUGAGGUAUUGUUCUGGGGACUGAGAGACCUCAAAAGAGUGAAUUUGGCCCAAGUAGACAGACCCCGGGUUGAUAUUGAAUGUGCUGGAAAAGGAGUCCAGUCAGCCGUCAUUCAGAACUAUAAAAAAAAUCCAAACUUCAGCACCUUGGUCAAAUGGUUUGAAGUUGACCUUCCUGAAAAUGAGCUUCUUCACCCACCACUCAAUAUUCGUGUUGUGGACUGUCGUGCCUUUGGCAGAUACACACUUGUAGGGUCGCAUGCAGUUGGCUCUCUACGGAAGUUCAUCUACAGAGCUCCAGACAGAAAUGCUAAUAACUGGGCAACUGCAGCCAAAUUAAUGAAUGGCUACAUGGCACUUACAAAUGGUGGACCAUACUCUCGCCACACAGGUGAAAUAGUUGUGAACAUGGAGCCAGAACCUCCAGUUAAGAAGAUGGAGACAGUUGUGAAACUCGAUGCUACCUCUGAUGCUGUUGUUAAAGUUGAUGUGUCUGAAGAAGACAAAGAAAAAGAAAAGAAGAAGAAAAAAAAGAAAGGUGGGGAGGAAAUUGAGGAGGAAGAACCUGAUGAGAGCAUGCUGGACUGGUGGUCUAAAUAUUUUGCCUCCAUUGAAACCCUGAAAGAACAACUGAGAGCCCAAGAAGCAGCUGCAGCAGAGGCAGAAGAAAAGGAAGAUAUGGAAAUUGCAGCAGAAGGUGCAGAUGUCAAACCUGAUGAAUCUCCCAUGAAAGGCACAAAAGGCAAGGAAAAAGGCAAAGAGAAGACCAAGGCACCAAAAGAGGAUAAGAAAAAGAAGAACCAGAUGACUGAAGUAAUGGACAAAAAAAAUAAACAGAAGAUAGAUGAGCUGCAAGUAUACAACAAAGAAUUAGAAAAUGAGUAUGACAAUUUUGAAGACUGGCUGCACACCUUCAACUUGUACAGAGGCAAAAUUGGAGAUGAUGAUGACAGUGUGACUGAAGAUGAAAGAAUUGUUGGGAGAUACAAGGGCUCCCUCUGUGUCUAUAAAAUGCCUCUUCCAGAAGAUGUUACCAAAGAAGCCAGUUUUGAUCCCAACUUUGGCAUGUUCCAGGGUAUUCCAAACAAUGAUCCUGUGAAUGUGUUAGUCAGAGUUUAUGUGGUCAGGGCCACGGACUUGCACCCUGCAGACAUUAAUGGGAAGGCUGACCCUUAUGUUGUUAUAAAACUUGGAAAGACAGAAAUUAAAGAUAAAGAGAAUUACAUUUCUAAACAGCUGAACCCUGUCUUUGGGAAGUCAUUUGAUAUUGAGGCCACAUUUCCCAUGGAGUCCAUGCUUACAGUAGCAGUAUUUGACUGGGAUUUAGUAGGAACUGAUGAUCUCAUAGGAGAAACCAAAAUUGACCUUGAGAAUCGAUACUACAGCAAACAUCGAGCAACAUGUGGGAUUUCCCAGAGUUAUGCCAUUCAUGGGUAUAAUGCAUGGAGAGACCCAAUGAAGCCGACACAGAUUCUCACAAAGCUCUGCAAAGAGGCAAAAGUGGAUGGACCUCAUUUUGGGCCUGGAGGACGAGUGAAAGUUGCCAACAGAGUGUUCUUGGGACCAACUGAGAUAGAAGAUGAAAAUGGACUUAAAAAGCAGACAGAUGAGCAUCUUGCCCUUACGGUUCUACACCACUGGGAAGAGAUACCACAUGCUUGUUACAAACUUGUCCCUGAACAUGUGGAAACCAGGCCUCUCCUUAACCCUGAUAAGCCCGGGAUUGAACAGGGACGAAUUGAGAUGUGGGUAGAUAUGUUCCCUAUGGAUAUGCCUGCACCAGGACCGGCUAUAGACAUCUCACCAAGGAAACCAAAAAAAUAUGAGCUAAGAGUGAUAAUUUGGAAUACUGAUGAGGUCAUUCUGGAAGAUGAUGAUUACUUCACUGGAGAAAAAUCUAGUGACAUUUUUGUGCGGGGUUGGCUGAAGGGACAACAAGAAGACAAACAAGACACAGAUGUCCACUAUCACUCUCUAACCGGGGAAGGAAAUUUCAACUGGCGAUUCAUCUUUCCUUUUGAUUAUCUUGUUGCUGAAGAGAAGAUAGUGAUAUCAAAGAAAGAGUCCAUGUUCUCUUGGGAUGAAACUGAAUACAAGAUACCAGCUCGUCUAACCUUACAAGUUUGGGAUGCUGACCACUUCUCUGCCGAUGACUUUUUAGGAGCUAUUGAGCUGGACCUUAACCGAUUCCCACGUGGGGCUAAAACAGCCAAACAAUGUUCAAUAGAUAUGGUAGUGAAUGAGCAGGAGUUGCCUACUGUAUCUAUCUUCAAGCAGAAAAGGGUGAAGGGGUGGUGGCCUUUUGUAGCCCGAAAUGAGAAUGAUGAAAUGGAGCUCACGGGCAAAGUGGAGGCAGAGCUGCACCUACUAACAGCUGAAGAAGCAGAGAAGAGCCCCGCAGGCCUUGCACGGAAUGAACCAGACCCCUUGGAGAAACCAAACCGGCCCGACACCUCCUUCAUCUGGUUCCUCAACCCGCUUAAAUCCAUCAAGUACCUCAUCUGUAACCGAUACAAGUGGCUCAUCAUCAAAAUCGUGCUGGCCUUGCUGGCACUGGCUAUGCUUGGCCUUUUUCUGUACAGCAUGCCAGGUUAUAUGGUCAAGAAAUUGCUGGGAGCUUAAAGAAGAAGCCCUGCCAUAUGAAACAGACACUGGAAGCCUGUGUUUUUUUCCCUUCUUUUUUACAGGCACAUAUUUUCCAUUUUGGCUUGGUUGAAAACACAGUUUGAGUUGUGUUCCAGAUUAUGUUUUAUGUUAAGAAGUGGUGUUAAUUGCAAUCCAGCAUGGUCCCUGCUUCAAUAGAAUAGGGUUAGCUGCUUCUGUUCCACACUGAAAAUACCCAGGGCUGUUUGUGGAAGCACAGUUGUGUGAAAAUCUUAAGCACAGACAUGUUUACAGAUGUAAAGUUUAUGGCUGAUGUGAUAUGACAGCAUGCAUGCCCUCUACUUACUGUUUACAUUUCUAUCUUUUCCUCCACCAUCACAUAAAAAUAUUAAAAUAUAAAAUGACAUAUUUUGUCUAAACCAAAGCAUACAGUAAAUUGAUUUUUUACAUUAUCAUUUUUUCCUAAAGACAUACCAGCUGUAAAAGUAAUUUCUUAGACAAUAAUAAUUCUGUUUCUCAUGAUUAAGCUGCCUGUGUAUAAAGCACAAUACACUUGUUGAUUUAUAUUAAUAGGACAAAGAGCACAAUGGACAAGACAAUGAAGUUCAUUAUUUAGGCAGCUGGGUAGUCGUGCUAAUUUCAAGGGUUUGCUUACCAUGGCCCAUGGUUCACCUUUAAAGCACCAAUUAUUACUGACACCCGAGGCAAUGGUGAGCUUCUUAGACUGGCUGGGCAUUUGAAAUUGACUUUCUUCCAUAACUUUGCUGUCUUUUAAAAAUACUGGGGCAUAAAAGACAACCAGAGAUCUGCACCUGUGUUCCAGUUCCUAAGAGAAAUACACCAAAUCGAACACAUUUCAUUCAGGAUUUAUGUAUUUGUCUUUCAAAUGGACAGACUUGCUAUGCACACACCACAUGAAGCUGAGUAGUCUGUCCGUGUAGGUUUGGUUUGGAUUUGCUGUGUGCAGUUUCUAGGUGAAUUUUGCUUAUUUGCUCUCUAGCUAUUUAGGAUUUAUAUGUUAAAACGCUGAGGAACGGGAUGGGGGGUAUUUAUUUAUUUAUGUGUUGAUUGAUGGGUUUGUUUUUUGUGUUGAUUUCAAAGUCUCUGCAAUAACAUUGUUUUAUUUAUAUUAAAAGCCAAAAAAAAAAGAAAAAA